CUGAAGGAAGUUAAACACGUGCGUAAAUGUAUGAAUGGGCUGCCCUGUAAUGUGAUAUCAGAUGGAAGUGCCUGUAGGCUACGAAGCUUCAUUAAGAAGAAUCGUUCUGGACUUACCAAAGUGGAUGAAUUAAAUGCCACCCCACUGCAUCAUGCUGCAGAAGGUGGUCAAAUAGAAUUAAUGCAACUGAUCAUAGAUGAUUCUUCCUGUGAAGUAUUAAAUGUGAUGGAUUCUUCUGGAAAUACGCCACUGCACUGGGCCACAAAGAAAAACCAGGUUGAAAGUGUUAGUUUGCUUCUCAGCAGAGGAGCCAAUCCAAACAUUCUCAACUCCAAUAUGAUGGCACCUUUGCAUAUGGCCGUACAGUCCCUGCAUAAUGAAAUUGUUAAGAUUUUAGUCCAGCAUAGCAGUACAGAUGUUAAUUUGGAAGGUGAAGCAGGGAACACACCUAUAAUUGUAGCAUGUUACAAGGAUAAUCCUGAAGCACUGACACUCCUGAUUGAAAACGGAGGGAAAAUAUGUAAACCAAACAAAACAGGAUGUAUGCCUAUCCAUGCAGCUGCAUUUUCAGGUGCAAAAACAUGUAUGGAAAUUCUUUUAAAAAAAGGUGAAGAACUGGGUCACUCUGCUAAAACCCACAUCAAUUUUACCAAUAAUGGAAAGUGCAGUCCACUUCAUUUGGCGGUUCAGAGUGGGGACCUUGAAAUGAUUAAAAUGUGCAUUGAAUUUGGAGCCCAAAUUGAUCUAAAACAGAAUGAAAAAUGCACAGCACUUCAUUUUGCUGCCACUCAAGGAGCAACUGAGAUUGUAAAGUUAAUGAUGUCAUCCUAUGCUGGUGAGGAAUCCAUUAUUGAUGCCGUAGAUGGGAAUAAGGAGACAUUGCUUCACAGGACAGCAUUGUUUGAUCAUUAUGAACUGGCAGAGUAUUUGAUUUCAAUGGGGGCUAAUAUUGAUAGUGUUGACAUAGAAGGUCGAUCACCGCUUCUGUUGGCCACUUCCUGUGCAUCAUGGAAAAUUGUGAAUUUACUGCUCUCAAAAGGAGCAAAUGUAUCAUUAAAAGAUCAUCUUGGUCGGAAUUUCUUGCAUUUGACGGUAUUGCAGCCUGGAGGAUUACAGCAUCUGAAUGAGAAAUUUCUACAGAUGGAACAUAUUAAAAAUCUUGUAGUGGAUGAAGAUAAUGAAGGAUGCACUCCAUUGCAUUAUGCAUGCAGACAAGGUGUGGCCCUCUCUGUAAAUAAUUUACUCAGCCUCAACGUUUCCAUCUAUUCUAAGAGCAGAGACAAGAAGUCACCAUUACACUUUGCUGCCAGCUAUGGACGUAUCAAUACAUGUCAACGACUUAUAAGAGAUAUGAAAGACACAAGACUUCUGAAUGAAGGUGAUAAGAAGGGAAUGACUCCCCUUCAUUUGGCAGCCCAGAACGGUCAUGAGAAGGUAGUUCAGUUUCUUCUGAAGAGAGGGGCCCUUUUUCUCUGUGAUUAUAAAGGCUGGACAGCCCUGCACCAUGCUGCCUUCGGAGGAUACACUCGCACAAUGCAGAUCAUUUUGGAUACUAAUGUGAAGUGUACUGACAGAGUGGAUGAAGAAGGGAACACAGCUUUGCACCUGGCUGCAAGAGAAGGACAUGCAAAAGCAGUAAGGUUACUUCUUGACUAUGGUGCAAAAAUUCUGUUCAACAAAGCAGUAGCUUCUUUUUUCCAUGAAGCAAUACACAAUAGGAGAAAAGAUGUAGUGUCUGCUGUCAUUUUACACAAAAGGUGGGAAGAAGCUGUUGUGACAUUUUCUCACUAUUCUAGUGCCAAUAAGUGUCCUUUACUGGAAAUGGUUGAGUAUCUUCCUGAUUCAUUCAAACUGGUUUUGGACAACUGCAUAAUUGAGUCUUCAGAGGAAAAGACAAGUCGAGACUUCUAUAUUGAAUAUAACUUCAGAUAUCUUCAGUGUCCUCUGACACUUAACAAGAAACUAAAGGAUGGUGAAGACAUUUUCUAUGAACCACUUACCACUUUAAAUGCCAUGGUACGCCACAAUCGCAUGGAGCUACUUAGUCAUCCCGUGUGUAAAGAAUAUUUGCUUAUGAAAUGGAUGGCCUAUGGGUUUCGAGCGCAUCUGAUGAAUUUAGGCAUAUAUUCUCUCGGUCUCAUCCCACUGACUCUUCUGGUCACUCACAUACAGCCAGGAAGACCUUUGAAUGGAACAGAGAUCUAUGAAGCAAGACCAUUAGAAUAUGAGAACUCAUACUUCACAAGGGUGUGUAUGUGUUUAGUUUUAAUAAUGAGUUUACUGGGAAUCUGCAAAGAAAUAUUUCAGCUGAUUCAGCAGAAAUUGAAAUAUUUGUUGGAUUACUCCAAUCUACUGGACUGGACAAUUUAUACUACAAGCAUAAUUUUUGUGUCUUCUUUAUUUAUUAAUACACCAGCUCAUUUGCAGUGGGAAUGUGGAGCAAUUGCUGUAUACUUGUCUUGGAUGAACUUCUUGCUUUACCUUCAACGAUUUGAAAACUAUGGCAUCUAUGUUGUGAUGUUCUGGGAAAUUUUGAGGACUUUGAUUCGGAUUGCUGUUGUUUUCUUUUUCCUGAUACUGGCCUUUGGACUGAGUUUCUUUGUCCUUUUGGGUUCACAGCAAACAUAUAGCACACCUCUGCUUUCUGUAAUGAAGACAUUUGCAAUGAUGCUGGGAGACAUUAAUUACCACGAUGCAUUCCUUGAUCCAUUACUAAGCAGUGAAUUGCCAUAUCCAUUCCUGAGUUACACAGUUCUCAUUAUAUUUACCUUGCUUAUUCCAAUCCUUCUUAUGAACUUGCUAAUUGGUUUGGCUGUUGGGGACAUAGCUGAAGUACAAAAAUACGCUGCACUUAAAAGGAUUGCAAUGCAGGUUAAUCUUCACACCAACUUAGAGAAGAAGCUACCAUUUUGGUUCUUAAGUCGGGUGGACCAGGAAUCGAUCACUGUAUAUCCGAACAGGCCGAGAUACUGUGGAUUUAUGAGCGUGUUCCAGUAUUGCUUUGGGUGUGAGGACUCUACCACAGAUGCACAGAGCACUGAUACAACAUUAGAACUGGAAGUUCUGAAGCAGAAAUACAGGCUCAAAGAUAUAUCAACACUGUUGGAAAAGCAACAUGACCUCAUUAAAUUGAUUAUACAAAAAAUGGAGAUAGUGUCAGAGGCUGAGGAUGAAGACAGCAAUGAUUUAUUUCAGCACAAGUUUAGGAAAAGGCAAUUAGAGCACAAGAAUAGUAAAUGGGAUACAGUGUUAAAAGCUGUUAAAACAAAUGUGCCUAACCCAAGCACAGAAAAGAACAAUAGCUUCUUCUAGACAUGGCUAUGAUAUCAUGUUGUACUAUCAUUUUGUUUUACUUUAGGGUCAAUUCUCUUAUUGUCUGUGCAUAAUGUUAAUGUGAUACAUCAUGUAUUCAAGUAUAAAAAAAGGCUAGAUCCAAAAAAAAGGAUGCAGGUGCUCAAAACAGUGUUUAAGGAGACUGAAGAUGUCUAUAUCCAAAACUGUGAUCC
This is a messenger RNA of Cariama cristata (Red-legged seriema), 3506 nucleotides long. RefSeq names its product transient receptor potential cation channel, subfamily A, member 1 (gene TRPA1). The transcript is spliced from 27 exons. NCBI's taxonomy places the organism in Eukaryota, Metazoa, Chordata, Aves, Cariamiformes, Cariamidae. Bases 31 to 3312 code for a protein of 1093 amino acids. Gene Ontology annotation, biological process: transmembrane transport; monoatomic ion transport. The record is from RefSeq and is a predicted model, not a curated record. Gene Ontology annotation, cellular component: membrane. Gene Ontology annotation, molecular function: protein binding; monoatomic ion channel activity.